CGUUGCUGCAACAGCAAUUUCCAAAACUACGAAUCCCAGGGAACCUCACCCCGCUUUCUAUGUCAAUAUGGCCACUGUCAGACAGACAAAGGCACAUCAAUCUCGCCACGAAAUGAAAUUAGCAGACUAGAGGAAGGCGGCUGUCAUUGUGAAAACCGUCUGGUGCCUGUUCCCGUGUCGGGGAUAUAGAAGAGGACUUGUCGCGAGGACCAAUUUAACACCGGGUUAUUAAAUGCAGUGGUGGACGGGGGCCCUAGAUUCUAAGAUCAAGAAACCGUUUACUCCAAAAGGAAGACGUUUUGCACUGAAAACAAGAGUUUCUAUUGGACAGAUUCAGGAUGUCUCGGUAUACUGACGAGCCUCGUUUCACCAUUGAGCAGAUUGACCUGCUCCAGCGGCUGAGGAGGACAGGGAUGACCAAGCCAGAGCUCCUCCACGCCCUGGACAUCCUGGAAAGACUGGAUCACCAGCACGGACACAAGUUCGGACGCCGUCCCCAGCCCGCCUAUCAGGGACCGACGCCCAAUUACAACACUAAUUCAACAUCUUCUUCGGCAUCCUCAUCAACGUCCACGACCGCCACACAGACUGGUUACCUGGAGAAUGGGAGUGGAAGUGGCGGGAAUGGCCUGUCGCCGUCGCCUAGCAACAACUAUGAUAUGUCACCGCCCCCUCCGGCGGUUGUAUCCGACCCGGUUGCUAUGGCAGUGGUGGCGCAGAACGGGCAUGGGGUUGGUGGCGGCGAUGAGCUGGUUGCCGUGACGAACGGAAAGUUGUCUCCACCACGGUUUCCUGACAGUGUAGGCGCGGUGAGUGGCGGCGUGACGGGGAGCGGCUACGGGUUUGAGACCAGCGAGGAGGAACUAGACGUGGACGACAAAGUUGAGGAACUCCUGAGAAGGGACAGUGCCAUAAUCAAGGAGGAGAUCAAGGCAUUCCUGGGGAACAGGCGCAUCUCUCAGGCAGUGGUGGCUCAGGUCACAGGUAUCAGUCAGAGUCGUAUCUCCCAUUGGCUGCUGCAGCAGGGCUCGGACCUUAGCGAACAGAAGAAGAGGGCCUUCUACCGCUGGUACCAGCUGGAGAAGACCACCCCUGGUGCAACUCUGACGAUGCGACCAGCCCCCAUGGCUCUGGAGGACGUGGUGGAGUUGCGGCAGACUCCGCCCCCUAUAAGCUCCACCCCCGGGAGCUUCCGUCUGCGCAGAGGCAGUCGCUUUACCUGGAGGAAAGAAUGUCUGUCUGUGAUGGAGAGUUACUUCAAUGAGAACCAGUACCCUGAUGAAGCUAAAAGAGAGGAGAUCUCUAACGCCUGCAACGCUGUCAUCCAGAAGCCAGGGAAGAAGCUGUCUGAUCUGGAGAAGGUCACGUCUCUGAAGGUCUACAACUGGUUCGCCAACCGCCGCAAAGAGAUCAAGAGACGUGCCAACAUAGAAGCAGCAAUCCUGGAGAGCCAUGGGAUUGAAGUCCAGAGCCCUGGAGGACACUCCAACAGCGACGAAAUCGACGGGAAUGACUUCUCUGACCAGGGCUGUGAGGGUCCUCUGUUUGAGAAGAGAGCUGUGACCAGACCUUUCAGUCUCAGUCGACGAGACCUGUCCUCUCCCACACAGGUUCCCACCCUGCUGCCAAGCUGGCUGGCGGCUUGGCCCGGCUCGGGCAGGGGGGGCUUGGCCGUCCAGAGGGCCAGCUCUCUGAUUUGCCGAUCCUUGCUCUCGGGAGCGAGUCUCGCUCAGGGGGCAGGGACGGAGGGUUCCAGACUGACGGGUGUGUCCUGGUCUGCCCCCUCCCCCCCCUCCCUCCAGGACAACUCCUCCACCAAUCACAGCAAUGCCCUGGAGCACCAGGAUCCCAUCACUCUCGCAGUGGAGAUGGCGGCCGUCAAUCAUAGCAUCCUCGCCCUGGCCACGCAGGCGGGGGGAGGAUUGGCCCUGGGCGGGACAGGCAGUGACAUCAAGACCGAGGUGGUGGAGCCCAACUAGGGGGGGGGGGGGGGGACUGUGGAUGAGCGGGAGGGAGGGAAAGGUGUGUGUAUACAUGACAGUAUGAACGAGGGAGGGAAAGGUGUGUGUAUACAUGACAGUAUGAACGAGGGAGGGAAAGGUGUGUGUAUACAUGACAGUAUGAACGAGGGAGGGAAAGGUGUGUGUGUACAUGACAGUAUGAACGAGGGAGGGAAAGGUGUGUAUACAUGACAGUAUGAACGAGGGAGGGAAAGGUGUGUGUAUACAUGACAGUAUGAACGAGGGAGGGAAAGGUGUGUGUAUACAUGACAGUAUGAACGAGGGAGGGAAAGGUGUGUGUAUACAUGACAGUAUGAACGAGGGAGGGAAAGGUGUGUGUACAUGACAGUAUGAACGAGGGAGGGAAAGGUGUGUGUGUGUGUAUGUGUAUGUGUACAUCACAGUAAGAAAGAGGGAGUGAAUACUACUGUUCAAAAGUUUGGGGUCACUUAGAAAUGUCCUUGUUUUUGCCUUCAUUUCUUAGAACAAGAAUAGACUGAGUUUCAGAAGAAAGUGCUUUGUUUUUGGCCAUUUUGAGUCUGUAAUUGAACCCACAAAUGCUGAUGCUCCAGAUACUCAACUAGUCUAAAGAAGGCCAGUUUUAUUGCUUCUUUAAUCAGGCCGUUUUCAGCUGUGCUAACAUAAUUGCAAAAUGGUUUUCUAAUGAUCAAUUAGCCUUUUAAAAUGAUCAACUUGGAUUAGCUAACACAAUCUGCCAUUGGAACAAGAGUGAUGGUUGCUGAUAAUGGGCCUCUGUACGCCUAUGUAGAUAUUCCAUUAAAAAUCUGCCGUUUCCAGCUACAAUGUCAUUUACAACAUUAACAAUGUCUACACUGUAUUUCUGAUCAAUUUCAUGUUAUUUUAAUGGACAAAAAAAAAGCUUUUUUAAGUGACCCUAAACGUUUGAAUUGUAGUGUAUACGUACGGUACGUGACUGUUAGAGUGUACAUGGCGAUGAGGUUAUAGAGUAUGAAAACAUUGUAUGUCAUGGUGCAGGUAGAGCAUAUUGGAAUGUUAUACUGUAAAUCAGGAGUGUCAAACUCAUUUUGCCCUACGGGUCCUACCUCCACCCCUAUCCCCUCCCUAAUACCUCUACCACCCUAGUAAACCCUUUUAGACUGUUCUAGAGGUGUUGGGAGGCCUGGUUCUACCUCCACCCCUAUCCCCUAAUAGCUAUACCUCGUUACCCCCUAGUACCCCCUUUAGACUGUUCUGGAGGCAUUGCGUUGGCAAGUCUGGUCCUGAAGGUGUGGGUGUAUGUAUGGUAUAUGCUCUUGUCUGUGUGGGUCUAAAGAUUCAGAAUAGUUUAUUAUAGAACCCUGAAAACCUCCCUCUAAGCAUGGAGGACCCCUGCCUUGGCACCUUCUCCCCAAGGUGCUCUGCACACUUUAAUUCUCUUGCUCUCUCAUCACCCCCUAUGCCCGUCAUCACUCUAUCCCUCUCACUCCCUAUGCCUGUCAUCCCUCUAUCCCUACUGCCUGUCAUCCCUCUAUCCCUCACUCCCUAUGCCCGUCAUCCCUCUCACUCCCUAUGCCCGUCAUCCCUCUCACUCCCUAUGCCCGUCAUCCUCUCACUCCCUAUGCCCGUCAUCCUCUCACUCCCUAUGCCCGUCAUCCCUCUCACUCCCUAUGCCCGUCAUCCCUCUCACUCCCUAUGCCCGUCAUCCCUCUCACUCCCUAUGCCUGUCAUCCCUCUCACUCCCUAUGCCCGUCAUCCCUCUCACUCCCUAUGUCCGUCAUCCCUCUCACUCCCUAUGCCCGUCAUCAUUCUAUCCCUCACUCCCUAUGCCUGUCAUCCCUCUCACUCCCUAUGCCCGUCAUCCUCUCACUCCCUAUGCCCGUCAUCCCUCUCACUCCCUAUGCCCGUCAUCACUCUCACUCCCUAUGCCCGUCAUCAUUCUAUCCCUCUGUCUUUGUCUCCCACCUCCAACUUCGCAGUAUAAGGGAGAUGGGAAGUGGUGAGGGUUUAACAGGCCUCUGGAGACAGGAAGUGGUGAGGGUUUAACAGGCCCCUGGAGACAGGAAGUGGUGAGGGUUUAACAGGCCUCUGGAGACAGGAAGUGGUGAGGGUUUAACAGGCCCCUGGAGAAGCCUAUAUAUUCCCUUGUUGUAGCACUACCUAAACUGGUUAGGUUUAAAGCUAGUGAGAUCAGACAUUCAUUAUAUUAUUGUUUACGAAUGAUGCAAUAAAAACUGCCCCUAAAUUCUUAAUGAUGAAGGGAAUAGAUAGAAUCAUGCUAGCUAGUGAGAGGGGCCUUGUGUAUGUGCUUGUUAUGGGGGUAACUAUAAGCAUAUUGUAGCUGUACCCAAAGCAUUUGUUUUUAGCUUUUAACCUUUAUUUAAGGCAACCGACUGAUGUUAUAAUCACGUUCCCCAGUUGAAAGGAAAUUAUUUACGCUUUUAAAAGAUUGCCAAUCAAGGGAGCAUUAUAAAUGUCCCUAUUAUUGGUACUGGGAGUAAUGCAAACACUUAUUUUUCUAUCUGCUUUAUAUGCCAUGACGUGUUCUACACACAAGCUGUUAUCUAAGAUACCUACUUUUAGAUUGUAUUUUAAAAAGACACUUUAUGGGAGAAACUACCAUGGCGCUUCAGUUUCCUCCCCUCGUAGCUUAUUGGUCAUCCUGAGUGAUUGACAGACCAGGCAGGCAAUAGGAGGAAGGAAGACUGAUCUGCUGGCUGACACAUGUUCAAGGGUUAGGGGUAAUUAGGUGUUUUAAACCCCCCCCCUUUACAGGGGUAGUUCACCUUGAAAUUCAAGUUGACUGGUUUAGUUGUGUAGGUCCUAUUAUGAAUAAAUCUGUAGACCUCAACCCCAAACGAUUUGGAAACUUUCUCAUUGCCAGAUUUACACAACGAUUGGAGUGUUGGCUGACCAGCGCACAUGCAAGAUUCAAGGUGCAGAGAUGAGACUAACAUUGUUUGGGGUGAACUGUCCCUUUAAGUCGUCCAGUAUGUCUUGAAUGACAGCCAAGCUGACCCGAGGACGGUUUCUGCUAGCCAUUAACCUAGUGCUUUGUUCUAAUCAAAUAUGUAUCUUACAAGAUAAGAGAUUUCAUAUUUUAUUUUCAGUUUUACUUCCAUGUGUAAAGUUCUGCCAAACAGGAAUGUAUAUUAGAUUCAUGAAAUGCUUUUUAUUUUUUAUAUCAUGUUUUGUGUUUUCCAUUUGAUAUGUGCACAAUCUGCCGUGUGUGUUUUGUGUUUUCCAUUUGAUAUGUGCACAAUCUGCCGUGUGUGUUUUGUGUUUUCCAUUUGAUAUGUGCACAAUCUGCCGUGUGUGUUUUGUGUUUUCCAUUUGAUAUGUGCACAAUCUGCCGUGUGUGUUUUGUGUUGCAUUACUCAAAGGCAAAGCUUCUUCCUUCAGGUUUCUGAGGUCUUUACUCGUCUCUCAAGACCGUUAACCUGAGACGUAAUGCAUAUUAAGUAGCAUACACUUUGGUUUUGCGUCUUUGACAUAAGUCAAAUCUCUGCAUAUUAAACCAGGUUGCAUUUGCUACUUAAUGAACUUUAACCUUUGUGGGAGGUGCUUUGCCUUUGACGUUCCGAAGGAACGAAUAUCGCCAGUCCUUGUAUUCACAUUAUGUAUGAGUGUUAAAUGAGUCCUGUUCUGCUACUUCAGAAUUUAGUGCCUUUUUUGGACAGUAGACUGUUCUGUAAUGAAUAUGUAGAAAACUAUGCCUUUGUUACAUUUUCUCAUUUGUUUACUGUACCUACUAGAGAAUAAAGAAUGUGUGGUUUUGUUGAGCAA
Oncorhynchus nerka (sockeye salmon) is the source of this 5744-nucleotide messenger RNA. Its product is annotated as homeobox-containing protein 1-like. The transcript has 11 exons. Gene Ontology annotation, molecular function: double-stranded telomeric DNA binding. Bases 339 to 1979 code for a protein of 546 amino acids. The record is from RefSeq and is a predicted model, not a curated record. NCBI's taxonomy places the organism in Eukaryota, Metazoa, Chordata, Actinopteri, Salmoniformes, Salmonidae. Gene Ontology annotation, cellular component: nucleus. Gene Ontology annotation, biological process: positive regulation of DNA-templated transcription.